Talaromyces stipitatus ATCC 10500 is the source of this 1540-nucleotide messenger RNA. RefSeq lists its product as uncharacterized. Bases 1 to 1101 code for a protein of 366 amino acids. Lineage: Eukaryota; Fungi; Ascomycota; Eurotiomycetes; Eurotiales; Trichocomaceae. Gene Ontology annotation, molecular function: oxidoreductase activity. Gene Ontology annotation, cellular component: mitochondrion. The record is from RefSeq and is a predicted model, not a curated record. The transcript is spliced from 3 exons.
AUGACUCCACGCAAGGACUCCAUUCCCCAUGAGGCGCGCACCGCGGCCGAACCCAGGCAGAACAAGCUCUACACUGUUCGACUAGCGUGUGUUGAGCAGGUCAAUCCGUCUGUUCGAUUGCUUCGGCUGGCACUGCCGCAAGAAGCGUCGUCGGCGGACGAGACGGCCUUCGACAGCCAAUACCAGGAAAUAUUCUCCUUUCUCCCCGGACAAUGGCUAGACGUUCAUGUCCCCGGUAUCCCCCAAGCAGGAGGAUUCACCAUCACGUCCACUCCAGCCGAUGCCCAGCCACUUCCAAUCCCAGAUCCCACUAUCAUCCAAGAUGGAACAGAUCAACUAGCCCAUCAACAAAGUGAAUUUGGGGUAUCAUCCGCAGGCUUAGAUGGGCGAUACCCCUAUGUAGAACUUGCGAUUCAGGAUUCACCUUCCAAUCCGCCCGCGGCAUGGCUCUGGAAACCUCACAGCCAGAUCUUGGGAGUUGAUCUCAGAGUCCGUGUCGGUGGCAGUUUUGUAUGGCCUCCUGCUUCUGUGCGAACGGAUCAGAUACACAAAGUUGUGUUUGUUGCCGGCGGUGUUGGAAUAAAUCCUCUGAUAUCAAUACUGUCACACUUAACCGAAGAACAAGCCUCUGGCCCUACAAUCUCUCUUCCCGAAAAAUCAUUCGAUCAUCCACUACACAUCCGAUUUCUAUACUCAACUCGCGUCCCAUCAUCAGUUCCGGACGAAACGACACUGGAUCAAGUUCUCUUCCUAUCUCGACUUCGAAAUAUCGUACAACGUACGAGAAUCGUCACCAAACAGCCACGAAACAUCAAAUUAGAUCUCGAGCUUUUCCUCACUAACAUCACAUCUCCUACCGCCGUCUCAAAAGCCGGCGAGAUACUCAAUAAGGUGAACGAUAACGGUAGUGUAGACGACAGUCCUCUCAUACGGGUCCAUGGCCGACGCAUCAAUAAAGAUGAUCUCGAUGCACAGACGUCUGAGCAGAAUAAUGACACGGUAUAUUACAUCUGUGGCCCGCCGCCAAUGACGGAUGAGUUUGUGCAGUUCCUCGAACCUAUCGUCGGUAAGGAGAGUGUCCUCUACGAAAAGUGGUGGUAAAGCAUCGUUGAAGAAAAGACAAGUUAUGAAUCUAUGAAAUAAUAUGCUAAUUACCUAGUGAACUAACUGGCCAUAAUGGAAAAUGUUCAAUUCAUACUCCUAGACUGCAAACCCCCAAAAGUAAUGUAACGGAUAUACAGUGGGUAUACUAUAACUCAAUAUGAAUCUCUUUCUUUCUUGUCGAAAAACGCUUCAAAAGGAAAAUGGAAUGAACACAGAAGCCGGUCAAGCCCGAACUUGACCUGCAUCGACAAUCAUCAUCUCGUCAAUCCUCGACUCGGUAUCGCCGUAUUCAAGGCGUUUAUACGUUACGAUUCGGCCGGGUCCCAUAUCAAACUCAAAAAAUCGCAUACGGCGGACGAAACCUCCAUAACCGCCGUAGCCACCGAACCCGGAAGCGCCGCCGUAACACAUCCAUAGACUGGGUUUGUUGUUCAUG